AUGGUAAUGCUAUUCAAGUGCUGUUUCGGACCCACGCCUGAGAGCAUCAAUAAUUGCGGUGUUAUCUGGAUAUGGGUUCGGGUCUAUAAACAUAGUACCCGUUCCCGACCUCAGGCCCGACGAGUUAAUAAACAGUUGCGAUUGCGUAUAUCCGACUUGAAUGGGUCCGUGAGUUCCGUGAUAUCCGGGAUUAUUAGCCACAAUCAGGGGAUCGGUAUUAUUCUGCCACUCCCUGAACACCGGCAACACAUCCCUAUAACUCCAACCGACGGCGCCGUAAGUCUGCCGCCAUUUAACGAUCCGCCCGCCUCUAAUAAUAACACCAUGUUUGUUGGCCACAACCGCACCGGCAGUUCCGGCGCCGACAACAAUGAAGUCAUAACUGCUUUGCCAUUGAGUUCGGGAACACGUGUUGUCGUGAAUGAGCUGUCGUUGGGCUGNGAAGUCAUAACUGCUUUGCCAUUGAGUUCGGGAACACGUGUUGUCGUGAAUGAGCUGUCGUUGGGCUUCACCCUAAAUAUCAACACAUGUGUGACAAAACUACAAGAAUUACUAUUGAGGUUGGGAUCGGAUGACCCGCUCGACCGGUUCGACUGCGGUCGAGUGCUGGACAAACAGUGCGAGUGGUCUAUAGACUAG
This is a messenger RNA of Medioppia subpectinata, 639 nucleotides long. The record is from the annotation of a GenBank genome assembly. NCBI's taxonomy places the organism in Eukaryota, Metazoa, Arthropoda, Arachnida, Sarcoptiformes, Oppiidae.